AUGGCGAUGAAGAUUGUAUUGCUGGUGGCUAUUAUUGUAGCAUUAGUGGGCGCCAUCAAUGGCAGGACUAUGCCAGUGCAGGGGAGCGCGACUGACAUGGAGGCGGCGUUUUUCCGUCCCCACUUCCGCCCUUAUCCCGGCUUCUUCGGUGGAUAUAGAGGCGGCGGCUUCGGCGCAGGAUUUGGCAGCGGCGGACUUGGUGGAGGAUUUGCUGGCGGCGAUGACUCAAGUGGUGGAACUGGUGGCAUUGGAAGCAGUAAACGUGGAGGGGAUGGAGGCAGCGGCGGCGGCGGCGGUGACGAUAUUGGUGCACCUGGUGACUUGGUUGAAACUCCGUGA
Messenger RNA from Salvia miltiorrhiza (redroot sage), 339 nucleotides. RefSeq names its product glycine-rich protein 5-like. Lineage: Eukaryota; Viridiplantae; Streptophyta; Magnoliopsida; Lamiales; Lamiaceae. Bases 1 to 339 code for a protein of 112 amino acids. The record is from RefSeq and is a predicted model, not a curated record. The transcript has a single exon.